AACUUCAUGAUUUUUCAAAACGAAUGCAUAAGAAGCCGAUUCAAUGUUGGCGGAUGUCUUUAUUUUAAUUCGAAUAAAGAACGCUAACAAACCUUUGACAUUUUCGUAAAAGCGAGAUAAGAAUAACACAAUUUGGGACGCAUCACAUUGAGCUAGUCAAUCGGCGUUCUUCGCGUCGUCAAAAUGGUUCCGAAAAUGAACGUCAAAAUACUGUUGAUCGUAAUAGUUUGUACAUUUCUGCUAAAAUCAGCUGAUUCCUGCGAUCGCCGGCGCAAAAGCUACCACGUGUACUACGACCGGUACGUGGACUUUCUGGGAGCAUGGAGUGCCUGCCACAGUUUUGGCCAACGGUUGGCCACCAUCACCUCGGAGGACGACGCCCGAUUGCUGAAGCAGGCCAUUGCCAAAACGGCCCGAACGUCGAUCUUCUACGUCGCGGGGUACGAUACGGGAUACAAUGGGAAGUGGGUGUGGUUUCCGUCGAAUACGGAGAUCACUGGAUACUCGAACUGGUACACGGGACUGCCGGAUCUUCACGGGGAACGCUGCCUGGAGAUUGGUCGGUUUGGGGGAAUUACUUGGAACGAUAUCAGCUGUUGCACGCAUUUGCAUUACAUUUGUGAAGAGAGUUUAACGUUUUCAGAUUCUUUCGAAAUUAUGGACCCUGGUCCAAACCUGGUGAAACGAUACUACGUGCAUUACGAUAAGCACGUGGACUUUCUCGGUGCGUGGAAUGCAUGCCUCAGGUAUGGCCAACGGUUGGCAACCGUAACCUCGCAGGAAAAAGCGAACCUGCUGCAGGAAACGCUGGACAAGGUUCAGCGAAAGUCCAUCUAUUACAUUGCCGGGAUAGACACGAACGGAGAUAACAAGAACUGGGUUUGGGUGUCGAGAAAUAACGCCAAGGUAGCCGGGUACACCAAUUGGCACCUUGGCCAGCCGGAUAAUGUGUACGAUCGGUGCAUCGAAGUUGGGCGGUACGGGAAGUGGACCUGGAACGAUGUCAACUGUUGCACGCCGCUCUAUUAUAUUUGUGAAGAUUAGGGCUGAAGAUUUGUUGUGCUUUAUGUUUGUCUUCUGUUUGUAUGAAAUAAAAUUAUUUUCAAGAUCUGACUAUUUUGAUAAACUAAAAAAAAAAUAUAUUGGUAAAAUCGUGACAGAUGUCGAACAUGGUUGACUCAAUUUGUGUUUAUCAACGCAUUUUAAAUAAAAUUAUUGUUUGAAGCUCGA
Culex pipiens pallens (northern house mosquito) is the source of this 1230-nucleotide messenger RNA. RefSeq names its product macrophage mannose receptor 1-like. The record is from RefSeq and is a predicted model, not a curated record. Gene Ontology annotation, cellular component: external side of plasma membrane. Lineage: Eukaryota; Metazoa; Arthropoda; Insecta; Diptera; Culicidae. The coding region runs from base 184 to 1044 and encodes 286 amino acids. Gene Ontology annotation, molecular function: carbohydrate binding. Gene Ontology annotation, biological process: biological process involved in interspecies interaction between organisms. The transcript is spliced from 2 exons.